Molecule: messenger RNA, 6568 nt
Organism: Panthera uncia (snow leopard)
Lineage: Eukaryota; Metazoa; Chordata; Mammalia; Carnivora; Felidae
Gene: PLA2G4A
Product: phospholipase A2 group IVA
Exons: 14
Coding region: 1787-3649 (620 amino acids)
Biological process (GO): glycerophospholipid catabolic process
Cellular component (GO): nucleus; cytosol; endoplasmic reticulum
Molecular function (GO): calcium ion binding; calcium-dependent phospholipid binding
Source: RefSeq, a predicted model, not a curated record
UAACAUAUAAUGUAUAUUAUGUAUACAUGUAUUUUAAAUAUAUUUAGAUAUAAUUAUAUAUUUAAUAUAGAUUUAUAUAAAAAUAUAAAUAUUUAUAGAUUUAUAGAUUUACAUAUGUUAUUUGUAUAUAUUUAUGUAUUUAUGUAUUUAAUUAUUAUAAUUAUUUAAUUAUACUUUUAUACACUUUAGUACAUAAGGUAUAGAUUAAAAGUUACUUCUUUUAUGCAUUUAUUAAGUAUAUAAUUUAUUACAUAUUAAAUAUAUAAUGGUGCUUGGUUAUAGAACUAUAUAUCAAUACUGUAUGCACAUGGAUGUAUCCAUACAUACACAUAGUGCUUAGAACACAUUAAGCUCUAUAUAAAUGCAAAGGCAUGUAGUCUUGAAAGAAGAAAGCAAGUUGGGGCAUGGCAAGUCACAAGGCUUGGCAGGCACACGUUGAUGAGCCGUGGGUAAACUUUAAAGAUGGUCGAGGCUAACAUCCCCCGACCUUCCUAAGGCAUGUUGCUGGAGUUGGUUCUUAAUAAACGUUUGCUGAGAGCUUUGUAAGCAUGGAUUGGCCUUCCCAAAGUAUGCUUUUCCCCCUCUUCAGUCUGAUUAUAAGAGAAAAUAUUGUAGGGAAACAUGCAUUUCCUCUCCUCCUGUCAUUUCCUAUGGUUAGCUGUGUAACCUCCGGGCUCUAAAAAAGACUCUACAUUCCUGAAUUUAAAGUAGCUUACAUAAUUAUUUUCUUAAGUGUGCCUGAGAAAACAGUUGGCCAAGCAGCUUUUUUUUUUUUUUUUACAUCACUCUGUUCUUAAGAGUCCUUUGCAGUUUUUAUCUGAAGGACAGUUGUUUGAGUUAGUGACCUGUAAUGGUAGAGGGGAGAAAGGUGAAUGCGCACCACAGGUUGGAGAGCCCCUGUCUUCUCCAGAUCAUGUGGUGUGCCCUAUGCAAGCUGUCUAGCCUUGCCUCACCUCUGAACCAGACCUUUCAGAGGAAUGUGGGCUUCUUUCUACAGUGUUCACAGAGGUGAGAGGGAGCAGACUGGGAGGAUAUAAUGUGGGAAAAUAGACUUUUAAACAAUUCUUGAAGAUGAUCAUGGCAAAGUAAUCAAAAAAAAAAAAAAAAGAGAAAGAGAGAUAGAGAACACAUAUUUCCAGCCAAGACAUUAGCAAAAACUUCUUCAAAAUUCCCAAAGUCAAUACUGAGUCAACAUACAGUGAUUUCUGUGGCCAGCAGCCAGCUAGAGAAAGAACAAGAGCCUCUAAAUGGAGAGUGCCAGAUUCCCAAGGAGCCUACUCUGCCCACUCAGGGCAGAAACUGGGAAUUAGGAGCCCCAUUCUCUGAUUUUCUCUAGGUCACUAAUUUCGCUGUACAGUGUUUGAGUUGUCACUCUUUCUGUCUUAUUUUCUUCAUCUCUAAAAGAGAGGUUUUGAUUAACAUAUUUCUAAGACCAUUUCUAAUUUAUAAAAUUUUGUGAUCUAGAACGAAUACCUUUUUUCAUAUGACCUUUUUAUUCAAACAUUUUUAAUUCUUUCCAUAUUGUGUCCAUGGACACAAAAUAAUAAUAAUGCAGUAAUAAAAAUCCUUCAUUUUGUGCCCACCUGGGGAUGCCAAAAAAAAAUCUUUAUUAUGUGAUUUUAAAAUACUGACCCAUCAGUAGAUUAUUUUUCAGUAUGAGAAUUUGAGCAGCUAAAAUUUUGCAGCUAACGCUUUGCUAAAUGUUAAGAAAACUACAAGAAGUUCAUUUUCAAGGAAUUAAUAAGCUGGAAAGGAGUAGACAUUCGCGUGUAAACUGGUCACUGAAAUGUUUCUGGAAAUGUCUCUUGAAGUUUGUUCAUCCCCAGACCUCCGAUUCAGUAUGGCUCUGUGUGAUCAGGAGAAGACUUUCAGACAACAGAGGAAAGAAAACAUAAAGGAAAACAUGAAGAAACUCCUGGGUCCAGAGAAGAGUGGAGGCCUGUAUUCUACGCGCGAUGUGCCUGUGGUGGCCAUACUGGGCUCAGGUGGAGGGUUCCGAGCCAUGGUCGGAUUCUCCGGUGUGAUGAAGGCACUAUAUGAAUCAGGAAUUUUGGACUGUGCUACUUACGUUGCUGGCCUUUCUGGCUCCACAUGGUACAUGUCAACCUUAUAUUCUCACCCUGAUUUUCCAGAGAAAGGGCCAGAGGAGAUUAAUGAAGAGCUAAUGAAAAAUGUUAGCCACAACCCCCUUUUACUUCUCACACCACAGAAAGUUAAGAGAUACAUUGAGUCUCUAUGGAAGAAGAAAAGCUCUGGGCAACCUGUCACCUUUACUGACAUCUUUGGGAUGUUAAUUGGAGAAACACUAAUUCACAAUAGAAUGAACACUACCUUGAGUAGUUUGAAGGAAAAAGUCAAUUCUGCACAAUGCCCUUUACCCCUUUUCACCUGUCUCCAUGUCAAACCUGAUGUUUCAGAGCUAAUGUUUGCAGAUUGGGUUGAAUUUAGUCCAUAUGAGAUUGGCAUGGCUAAAUAUGGUACUUUUAUGGCUCCUGACUUAUUUGGAAGCAAAUUUUUUAUGGGAACAGUUGUGAAGAAAUAUGAAGAAAACCCCUUGCAUUUCUUAAUGGGUGUCUGGGGCAGUGCGUUUUCUAUAUUGUUCAACAGAGUCUUGGGAGUUUCUGGCUCACAAAAUAAAGGUUCCACAAUGGAGGAAGAACUAGAAAAUAUUACAGCAGAGCAUAUUGUGAGCAAUGACAGCUCGGAUAGCGAUGAUGAAUCACAAGAACCCAAAGGCACUGAAAACGACGAUGCUAAAAGGGAAUAUCAAAAUGAUAACCAAGCAAGUUGGGUCCAUCGUAUGUUAAUGGCUUUGGUGAGUGAUUCAACUUUAUUCAAUACCAGAGAAGGACGUGCUGGGAAGGUACACAACUUCAUGUUGGGCUUGAAUCUCAAUACAUCCUAUCCAAUAUCUCCUCUGAAAGACUUUACCACACAGGAAUCGUUGGAUGAAGAUGAAUUGGAUACAGCUGUUGCAGAUCCUGAUGAAUUUGAGCAAAUAUAUGAGCCUCUGGAUGUCAAAAGUAAAAAGAUUCAUGUAGUGGACAGUGGCCUCACAUUUAACCUGCCAUACCCCUUGAUCCUGAGACCUCAGAGAGGAGUCGAUCUCAUUAUCUCCUUUGACUUUUCUGCACGACCAAGUGACUCUAGUCCUCCAUUCAAGGAACUUCUACUUGCAGAAAAGUGGGCCAGAAUGAACAAGCUUCCAUUUCCAAAGAUUGAUCCCAAUGUGUUUGAUCGAGAAGGACUGAAGGAAUGCUAUGUCUUUAAACCCAAGAAUCCUGACGUUGAGAAAGAUUGCCCAACUAUCAUCCACUUUGUUCUGGCCAACAUCAACUUCAGAAAUUACAAGGCACCAGGUAUCCCAAGAGAAACUAAGGAAGAGAAAGAAAUAGCUGAUUUUGAUAUUUUUGAUGACCCCGAAUCACCAUUUUCAACCUUCAACUUUCAAUAUCCAAAUCAAGCAUUCAAAAGGCUGCAUGAUCUCAUGUACUUCAAUACCCUGAACAACAUUGAUGUGAUAAAGAACGCCAUAGUUGAAAGCAUUGAAUACAGAAGACAGAAUCCGUCUCGUUGCUCGGUUUCUCUUAGUAAUGUUGAAGCAAGACGAUUCUUCAACAAGGAAUUUCUAAGCAAACCUGCAGCAUAGUUUGUGUUGUGGAAAGGGUAGCAAUUUCUGAAGCUGAGGCAGUUUGAAAUGCCAUUACUACUGGAUUUGAAAACACAGUAUAGAUGUUAGUACUGAUCACAAGAGACUGGCUGAUACUCAAAGUUGAAGUUACUUAGCCGCGUGAGAAUUAUACUGUUAUAAAUUUGUUAGGUUGGCAGAUGAUGUGAUCAUGUAAAAUUAUGCUCAGCUACAUUCUCUGUCAGUAUGAAUUUCCUGAUGCAAAUGUAGGGACAUACACUGUCGCUAAGACAUUCCUCACCAACUAUCUUAUGUGUCCUCUUUUUAAAAAAUUGUUUUAAGAAUCUUUAACGGUUCAGUCUCAAUAAGUAAGAUUUCGCAUUGUGUGUAAAUGUUAUUCACUGACUGGAUUUAUUCAUACCACGAGACAACACUAUUUUUUAUUUAUAUUAUGCAUACAUACAUACAUGAAAUAAAUACAUCAAUAUGCAAUUAACAUAACAGAUUUUUUGUUUAUUUUUAAUGGGGUAUUGCACUGUAAACUAUGAAACAUUCUCAGAUUCAAAGGUUUCGAACACAAAAGUUGUUAAUCUUAACUGGUAAUGUGAAACGUAUCAUUUUAAAUCAUGGUUAUUUUUCUUAAAGGAGAAAACAUGUAAUCUGUUGAACAAAUGGUAUGCAUUUAUUCAUCAAGUAGAAAAAAAAUGUAACUUCUUCUAGUUUAAUACUUUACUUUGUUGAGAUUAUCUUGGACUGUUUGCCCACCAGAGAACAGUUGACCUCAGAGAAAAAUCCAGAAGAGUAGCAUAGGCUGUAUCUGGAAGUCUUGGCUUAGGGACAGUCUGUAUCGCAUGACAGUGGUUUCUGUUCCCAUUGAACUGCUAAGGUUCAGGGUUGGUGUAAACCUAAGGAGAAACCAACAUAGUAAAGAAACUCACCUGUCUUGGUUAUCUUGGUUAUUGUCAGUCAUCUCCACUGGAAUGUAAGGUCCUUGAGGGUGGGGACUUUUGUCACUUUUGUCCACUGCUGUAUCCCCAGAUGCUGCAGCAUGUCUGAUGAUGUGUACUGGGCACCAGUUUCUUGUAUGCAUAAAUCAGCCAAGGAAAGAAUGUUCCCUUCUUCUUUGUUAUUGUUUCUUUAUCUUUCCUCACACGUAUGAAUGUGAAUAAAAGGUGAUCGAAAAAAGACAAAUGAAUAGAGAACGUAAAGAAAGGUAAUUCAAAGAAGGAAGAAUGAAUGUCCAAUUAUUAGCACCAUUUAUUGAAGAGACUGUCUUUUCUCCAUUGAGUAUUCUUGGCUUCCUUGUCAAAUGCUAAUUGAUUAUAUAUGCUUGGGUUGAUUUCUGGGCUUUCGGUUCUGUUCCAUUGGUCUCUUUGUCGGUUUUUAUGCCAGUACCAUACUGUUUUGAGGACUAUAGCUUUAUAGGGUAACUUGAGGUCAGGAUGUGUGAUGCCUCCCGCUUAGUUCUUUGGAUUUCUUUGGCUAUUCAGGGUCUUCUGUGCUUCCAUAUAAAUUUUAGGAGUGUGUUUUCUACUUCUGUAUAAACACUACUAGAAUCUUGAUAGGGAUUGUACUGAAACUAUAGAAUCUGGUAGUAUUGACAUUUUAACAAUAUCAACACAGGAUGUCUUUCUAUUUAUUUAGAUUUUUUUUUUUACAUCAGUGUCUUCUGGUUUUCAGAGUAGACAUUUUUUUACCUCCUUAGUUUACUUCUAAGUAUUUUAUUGUUUUUGAUACUACUGUAAUGGGAUCAAUUUAUUUCUUUUUAAGAAAAUGUGUUGUUAGUGUAUAGAAAUGCUACUGAUUUUUGUGUGUUAAUUUUGUAUUCUGAAACUUUAUUUUUUUUUUAGUUUUUUAAUGUUUAUUUUUGAGAGAGAGAGAGAGAGAGAGAGCAAGUGAGUGGGGGAGGGGCAGAGAGAGAAGGAGACACAGAAUCCAAAGCAGGCUCCAGGCUCUGAGCUGUCAGCACAGAGCCUGACGCAGGGCUUGAACCCACAAACCGUGAGAUCAUGACCUGAGCCGAAGUCAGAUGUUAACCAACUGAGCCACCCAGGCGCCCCUCUGAAACUUUAUUUUGUACACUGCAAUGGAAUUCAUUGAUUAGAGCUUUUUUUUCUUGGUUGAGUCUUUAGGAUUUUCUGUAUAUAAAAUGCCAUCUGCAAAGAGACAAUUUUACUUUUUCCUUUCCAAUUCUGCUACCUUUUAUUUAUUUUUCUUGCUUGAUUGCUCUAGCUACAACUUCUAGUACUAUAUUGCAUAGCAGUGAUAAGAGUAGACACACUUGUCUUGUUCCUGUUCUUAGAGGAAAAGCUUUCAACCUUUUACCACUGAGUAUGUUAGCUGUGAGUUUGUCAUAUAUGGCCUUUACUAUGUUAAUAUAUGUUCCUAAUUAUGCCUAAUUUGCUAAGAAUUUUUAUCAUGAAUAAAUGUUCAGUUUGUCAAAUGCUUUUUCUGUGUCUAUUGAGAUGAUCAUAUGUUUCUUUUCUUUCAUUCUGUUAAUGUGAUGCAUCACAUUGAUUGAUUUGCAUAUGUUCAACCAUCUUUGCGUCUCAGGGGUAAAUCCCACUUGAUCAUGGUGAAUGAUCCUUUGUAUGUGAUGUUAAGUUCAGUUUGCUAGGAUUUGAUUGAAAACUUUUGUAUUUAUAUUCAGCAGGAUAUUUUUUUGAUCAGCCUGUAGUUUUCUUUUCUACUAGUGUUCUUUUCUGGUUUGGUAUCAAAAUAGUACUGGCCUCAUAAAAAGAGUUUGGGGGUGUUCCCUCCUCUUUGAUUUUUUGAAAGAGUUUGAGAAGGAUUGGUGUUAAUCCUUCUUUGAUGUUUGGUAAAAUUCACCAGUGAUGCCAUAUGGCCCUGGGCUUUUCUUCAUUGGGGGAUUUUGGAUUACCUAUUCCAUCUCCUUACUAGUAAUUGGUCUAUUCAGAUUUUCUAUUUCUUCCUGAUUCA